This is a messenger RNA of Pyrus x bretschneideri (Chinese white pear), 2810 nucleotides long. Its product is annotated as pentatricopeptide repeat-containing protein At1g73400, mitochondrial. The transcript has a single exon. NCBI's taxonomy places the organism in Eukaryota, Viridiplantae, Streptophyta, Magnoliopsida, Rosales, Rosaceae. Gene Ontology annotation, molecular function: protein binding. The record is from RefSeq and is a predicted model, not a curated record. The coding region runs from base 179 to 1966 and encodes 595 amino acids.
AAGAGCAAAUCCUUCCCCCUCUCUCCCUCUCUCUCAAAAAUUGUUGCUGGGUUUUUGUGUUUAUCGUUCUCCAACUUACCCACUGGCUCUGGGUCUAAGCCAAGGCGCGUAAAGAGAAAAAGUUGCAGAGUUGGCAUCCUUCCUGGUAAUCUUCUCCCUUUCCUUUUUCUCAAACAAUAUGCUGUACCAAUCUCUUAAAACUUCAUUGUCUUCCACGCGAGGCGUAUAUUUCAUCAAUAUGUUCACUUCCAAGAAUCUCUCCUUAUCCCUCCCCUCCAAAGCUAAUAUCUUUGGAUAUGUGAUAUCCCCGAUUGAACCCAUAUCAAAUUUUCGAAAUUACGUUCUCUCUGCGUGUUCAUGUUAUCUUUCCAUGCCAUUUCUAGGGACCCCAUGUUUGAAUUUGGUUAAAUUAUCGCAACCCAUGAAUGUUCUUGCUAGAUUUAAGGUCACUGCGCGUCCUUUUUGUUCAGAAAUCGUUGCAGUAGGUCAAAGUUUGGAUUUUGAUGGGGUUGGUGGUGAGGAAAGGUUAUUAGGAAGUAAUGUCGAUAAAUUAUACGGGGCGAUUAUGGAUAACUCUUACUCAUAUUGUGAUACGGAGAAAGCUCUUGAUCAAGUUGGUUUACCAUUGACUACUCCAUUGGUUGUUGGAGUACUUGAUAGGUUUCGUUUCGAGGAGAAACUAGCAUUUAGGUUUUUUAUGUGGGCAGGCCACCAAGAGAAUUAUGUUCAUGAAUCUGCGGCGUACAAUAUUAUGAUUGAUAUAUUGUCGUGCACGAGGUAUAAGGUGAAGCAGUUUCGAAUUGUUUGUGAUUUACUGGAUUAUAUGAAGAGGCAUGACAAGAAUAAGGUUCCCGUUGAGGUUCUUUUAAAGAUUUUGAAGCAAUACACGGAAAAGCAUCUCACCUAUCUGCAGAAAUUCGCCAAGAAGAAGAGGAUAAGGGUGAAGACGCAGCCGGAAAUCAAUGCCUUGAACCUGCUGUUGGAUGCUUUGUGUAAGUGCAGUCUGGUUCAGGAUGCUCAAGACAUGUUACAGAGGGUGAGGAAAAAGGUUAAGCCUGAUGCUAAUACAUACAACAUUUUGUUUUUCGGUUGGUGUAGAGUUAGGAACCCGACUAGAGGAAUGAGGCUGCUGGAAGAGAUGAUCCAAGAGGGUCAUACUCCUGAUAAUUUCACAUACACUACUGCCAUCGAUGCCUUUUGCAAGGCAGGGAUGGUUUCCGAGGCAGCUGAACUAUUUGAAUUCAUGCGAAUGAAAGGUUCUACGCUUUCUUCUCCCACUGCAAAAACUUAUGCAAUUAUGAUUGUGGCUCUUGUCCAGCAUGAUAAAAUGGAGGAGUGCUUCAAACUCCUGGGACAUAUGAUAAACAGUGGUUGUCUUCCUGAUGUUUCUACAUACAAGGAGCUACUUGAAGGGAUGUGUUUGGCUGGGAAGGUGGACGAGGCUUACAAGUUUUUGCAAGAGAUGGGAAACAAAGGUUACCCUCCUGACGUAGUUACUUAUAACUGUUUUCUCAAGGUCCUUUGUGACAAUAAAAAGAGUGAUGAAGCACUUAAGCUUUACGGAAGGAUGAUAGACGGAGGUUGUAUGCCUAGUGUGCAGACUUAUAACAUGCUGAUUUCAAUGUAUUUUGAGAUGAGUGAUCCUGAUGGAGCAUUUGAGACUUGGCAUGAGAUGGAUAAGAGGGGCUGCGCACAGGACACUGAUACUUACUGCAUGAUGAUUGAAGGGCUUUUUGAUUGCAAUAAAGUGGAAGAUGCAUGUUGCCUAUUGGAAGAUGUCAUAAACAAGGAAAUGAAAUUGCCAUAUAGCAAGUUUGACUCAUUCCUGAUGAAGCUUUCAGUGAUUGGUGAUCUUCAAUCGAUUCACAGGCUCUCGAGUCAUAUGAGAAAGUUCUAUAAUCCUUCUAUGGCAAGACGUUUUGCAUUGAACCAGAAACGGAAGAGCAUGAGUUUGAGAGAGAGCUAAUGAAGUUUGUACCUAUUUGCCUGAUAAAUUCUUUCAGACUGUCUAAUUAAAUGGAAUCAAGAAAGGAAUUGGAACAAGGAGCUUGAGCACAUUAGCAAAUUCUGAAGGUGAUGUUUCGAGAUAAAAUCUUGUUGCUGUACCAGGUCAGCCAUGCCUCGGACUGGAACUGGUGUGAAUGCAGUUCGAUACCAACAUGGAGAUUUUCCACCAAGUCCCAAAUAGUGUUUCAGGUUAAAAGACUGCAGAGUUGUCUGUCUUGCAAAAGGAGUAAGGAAGCAGGCUUAGUAGUGCUACUAGUUGAGGGUGAUGCGAAGGUGACGAAAAUUCAGACUCAAUACUGUGAUUUUGCCUUGGUUCCAGUGAUGAUUGAUACCGGUCCCAGUCCUAGAUGGAGAACUUGUGUACGGGAAGCUUCAUGAGGCACCCCUCUCAAAAGGUGGGAGCACCCGUGGGUUCAGUGAUACAAUAAUACAAGGGAUCUCUGGUCUUGUGUGUGGCCGCAUGGACAUGUGGUCCGGCUGCCAGACACGAAAUUUUCCCCAGUUGGAGGUGACUACAUGAAGAGUAGAAUUUGUAAGAAGAGGGAAGUUAAUGUUAAGGGAAACAAAAAAUGAAGAGUAGAAUUUUCCCCAGUUGGAGCUUGUUUUGCGGGCGUUUUAUCUAAUUUUAACGAAAAUGGGAAACAAAAAACACAAGUUGAAGACCUUGAAUUAUAAAACUACACCUCAUUUUUUGCGGAAAUGAAACUUUUUGUUUGUUUGGUGGGAGAUAUCUUCAAACAUUGAGAAGAUAAGUACUGCUCACUGUUCGCUUGUUGAUCGUAAAAACUUUUUUUUACCUUCUA